Messenger RNA from Aethina tumida (small hive beetle), 11303 nucleotides. RefSeq names its product sushi, von Willebrand factor type A, EGF and pentraxin domain-containing protein 1 (gene uif). Gene Ontology annotation, biological process: Notch signaling pathway. The record is from RefSeq and is a predicted model, not a curated record. The transcript is spliced from 21 exons. Lineage: Eukaryota; Metazoa; Arthropoda; Insecta; Coleoptera; Nitidulidae. Gene Ontology annotation, molecular function: calcium ion binding; Notch binding. Bases 143 to 10873 code for a protein of 3576 amino acids.
GUACGCGAGUGUGCGGUGUUUUGUGGAUUUACCGUUGGUUCAGUGGCUACUACAAAUUGCACACGCUGGAUUUUGAACGAUCUCCACUACAUGUGCCCAAUCUGUUGAACUUCUAACUGGGUUUUGACUGAAUAACAGGGCGAUGUUGAUACGGAUACGGGCGACCACUGUGGUCGCCUUUAUGGCCCUGUUUAGUAUAGGAUUAGCACAGAAUUUGACUAGUAAUUUAUUCACAUGUCCAAAUGGAUGGGAAUUACGAGGACUGAACUGUUAUAAAUUUUUUAACAUAAGGCACUCUUGGGAGAAAGCUGCAGAACUCUGCCGAAGGUAUGGCAGUGACUUGAUGGCCGUAGAGUCUUACAGCGAGAACAAUCUAACAGCAAGCAUUGCAACGGGGUCCGUGCCCGUGGAACGACGCGGUCCCUCCCAUUAUUGGCUUGGUCUGGCCUCGCUCGACGAUUUAAGAACAAACACCUUAGAAUCAGCCGCUGGAACGCUCGUGUCACAAUAUUCAGGUUUUUGGUCUCGAAAUCAACCUGAUCCAAAAGCUGGUGAAUGCGUAGACGUGACCGUAACCGAAGACAACCAGUCAUGGGAACUAACCACCUGCGAAAGCCUCCUGCCCUUCAUGUGCAGGUCCAGAGCCUGCCCAUCCGGAUCCUUCCAUUGUUCAAACGGAAAUUGUAUCAACGAAAAAUUCCGAUGUGACAAACAAGAUGAUUGCGGCGACGGGUCCGACGAAAUUGACUGCGCUGCCAAUUGCAACUACUACUUGGCCAGCAGCGGAGAUGUUGUGGAAAGUCCGUACUACCCUCAUAAAUAUGCGCCACUCACCAACUGUAAAUGGACUUUGGAAGGUCCUCAGGGACACAACAUUUUACUGCAGUUCCAGGAAUUCGAAACUGAAAAAACUUUUGACACAGUACAAAUUCUUGUGGGAGGACGUACGGAAGAUACCAGCGUUAACCUGGCCACUUUGUCAGGUCGUCAAGAUUUAACCAACAGGUCUUUCGUGUCUGCCUCAAAUUUCAUGAUCAUCAAAUUCAGCACUGAUGCCUCUGUGGAGCGUAAAGGUUUCAGAGCCUCCUGGAAAACUGAACCUCAGACCUGUGGAGGAAUGUUGAGAGCUACACCUCAAGGACAAGUAUUAACUUCCCCUGGAUUCCCUGGACAAUAUCCAGGAGGAUUGGAAUGCCUUUAUAUCAUCCAAGCUCAAAAUGGCAAAAUCAUAACCUUGGAAAUUGACGACUUGGACCUCGACGACUCUAGGGAUUACAUUCUAGUCAGAGAUGGCGACUCACCCAGAAGCCAAACAAUAGCCAGACUUACUGGAGCUCUAGAAAACAACCAAAGAAUCGUUAUGUCAACCAACAACAAGUUAUACUUAUACUUUAAAACUAGCCUGGGUGACUCCCGCAGAGGAUUUAGAAUUCGUUACAGUCAAGGUUGCAAAGCCACUAUUGUAGCUAGAAAUGGUACGUUAAUGUCACCAGCUUUCGGACUGUCCAACUAUCCGAGCAAUCAAGACUGUCUUUACAAAAUCCGCAACCCAAGAGGAGGUCCAUUGUCUCUAAACUUUGACGAUUUCGAAGUGGACAAAUCUGACUUCGUACAAGUAUAUGAUGGCUCCACCACUAGUGGUCUCAGACUGCACUCUGGAAAUGGAUUUACAGCAACGUCCAAACCUAAGAUCACCCUCACUGCUUCCAGUGGUGAAAUGUUAGUCCGUUUCUCCACAGAUGCUUUACACAAUAAUAAAGGAUGGUCCGCUACAUACUCCGCAGACUGUCCAGUACUUCAACCCGGAAUUGGAGCUUUGGCAUCAAGCAGAGACACUGCCUUUGGUACAAUCAUCACAUUUAGUUGUCCAGCUGGUCAAGAAUUCGCUACAGGUCGCAACCGUAUCACCACCCAAUGUAUGCCAGGUGGUAACUGGUCCAUUGCUUAUAUACCUAAGUGUCAAGAAGUGUAUUGUGGACCUGUACCACAAAUUGAUAAUGGUUUCUCCAUCGGAUCUACCAAUGUCACCUACAGAGGUCAAGCCAUGUAUCAAUGUUAUGCCGGUUUUGCCUUCCCAACUGGAGAACCCAUUGAAAGGAUAUCUUGUUUGGCCGAUGGUAGAUGGGAAAAGAAGCCUACCUGUCUAGCUUCUCAAUGCAGUGCUCUCCCAGAAGUGCCACACGCAAAUGUUACUGUCCUCAACGGACUUGGCAGAUCAUAUGGAACAAUUGUACGUUAUGAAUGCGAACCAGGAUACAUUAGAAGUGGUCACCCAGUAAUUCUUUGUAUGAGCAACGGUACCUGGUCUGGAGAAGUUCCAGUAUGUUCAAGGGCUAAAUGUCCCACAUUCCCUGAAAUCAAGAACGGCUUCAUCAACGAACCCAACAGGCAAUACUACUUUAAUGACGAAGCAAGAGUACAAUGUUUCAAAGGUUAUAAACUAAUAGGAAACAGUAUCAUCAGAUGUGGAGAAAAUCAGGAAUUCAAUAAUCCACCAAGAUGUGAAGACAUCAAUGAAUGUAUCAGCAGUCAAUGCGAUGUGGCUUCUACCGAAUGUGUCAACGCACCUGGAUCAUUCUCUUGCAAAUGUCGCAAAGGAUUCGCCCCAUCUUUGGAUUGCAGACCGGUCGGUGAUUUGGGAUUGAUCAAUGGAGGUAUUCCAGACGAGUCUAUCACUGUUUCCAGCAGCGAAGCGGGAUACGAUAAAACUAUGGCCCGUUUGAAUGGCGCUGGCUGGUGCGGUAAUACUAUCGAAGGCGGAACCAAUUGGAUACUUAUCGACCUGAAAGCACCAACAAUCAUCCGAGGUUUCAGAACAAUGACAGUAUCACGUCCCGACGGAACCGUAGCUUUCACCUCUGCGGUCCGCAUUCAAUAUACCGACGAUCUGACUGACGUCUUCAAGGACUACAGAAACCCCGAUGGUACCGCUGUAGAGUUCAGAAUCCUGGAGCCGACCCUGAGCAUUUUGAAUCUGCCCGUCCCAAUCGAAGCGCAAUAUAUCAAGUUUAAAAUACAAGAUUAUGUGGGCGCUCCGUGCUUGAAGCUUGAGGUUAUGGGCUGUACCAGAUUGGAAUGCGCUGAUAUCAACGAAUGUGCCCUCGACAAUGGUGGUUGUGAUCAAAAGUGCAUUAAUAGUGCUGGGGAUUACUCUUGUGGUUGCAAUAUUGGUUAUGAAUUGUACAAUCAGAAUGGAACAGCCGCAUUUUAUAUUAAAGAAUCUGAAAACGGGCUCAGAGAUGGUGAUGUGUACCAGGUCAAUAAGUCCUGUGUACCUGUGAUGUGUCCUUCAUUAAGUGCACCAGAAAACGGAGUCAUUCUAUCUACGAAAGAGAAGUACCAUUUCGGUGAUUUGGUUAAAUUCCAAUGUGAUUUUGGAUAUGUAAUGACCGGAUCUUCUGCCUUAUUGUGUACCUCCACUGGCAUUUGGAACGGUACUAUGCCUGAAUGUAAAUAUGCUCAGUGCGUGUCGCUGCCUGAUGGCAAAAACGAAGGUUUGAAAAUCAUCCGCAACGACGAAAGCAGUGUUUUGGUACCUUUCAGAGAAAACGUGACAUUAAACUGUGGUUCCACCGGUAGACACUUGCGUGGUACUGCUACUUCCAAUUUCAGACAAUGUGUAUACGAUCCACAACCAGGUUUCCCGGAUUAUUGGCUCAGUGGAUCUAUGCCUUCUUGUCCUAGAAUUGAUUGCGGUGUUCCACCACCAACCCCAGGAGCGGAAUACGGUCAAUAUGUGGAUACCAAAUAUCAAUCCUCAUUCUUCUUCGGUUGUCAAAACACAUUCAAACUUGCCGGCCAAAGUAGUAAACACGACAACAUAGUGAGAUGUCAAGCAAACGGUGUGUGGGACUUUGGAGACUUGAGAUGUGAGGGUCCAGUUUGUGAAGAUCCUGGAAGACCCAGUGAUGGUUUCCAAGUAUCGCGAAGUUACGAACAAGGAUCAGAAGUUUCCUUUGGUUGUAAUAGACCUGGAUAUAUUCUUAUCAACCCCAGACCUAUUACUUGUGUCAGAGAACCGGAAUGUAAAGUUGUUCGUCCCCUUGGUUUGGCCUCAGGAAAGAUUCCUGACUCCGCAAUUAAUGCUACAAGUGAAAGACCUAACUACGAAGCUAAGAAUGUCAGAUUGAACUCAGUUACUGGUUGGUGUGGAAAACAAGAAGCCUUUACAUAUGUCAGUGUUGAUCUGGGCAAGGUAUACCGAGUGAAAGCUAUACUGGUAAAAGGUGUAGUCACUAAUGAUAUUGUGGGACGUCCUACUGAAAUAAGAUUCUUCUACAAACAAGCCGACAACGAAAACUAUGUUGUGUAUUUCCCCAAUUUCAACCUUACAAUGAGAGAUCCUGGAAAUUAUGGUGAAUUGGCAAUGAUUUCUCUUCCAAAAUUCGUCCAAGCUAGAUUUGUCAUUCUUGGAAUCGUCUCUUAUAUGGACAACGCCUGUUUGAAAUUCGAAUUGAUGGGAUGUGAUGAACCAGAAACUGAUCCACUUUUGGGAUACGAUUAUGGAUACUCUCCAUGUGUGGAUAAUGAGACUCCUGUUUUCCAAAACUGUCCUCAACAACCAAUUGUUGUACAAAAAGAUGCUAAUGGCGGUCUUCUUCCUGUUAACUUCACCGAACCCACGGCUGUAGAUAACUCCGGAAGCAUUGCUCGUCUAGAAGUAAAACCAGCUAACUUCAAGACCCCAGUUCAUGUUUUCGAAGACACUGUUGUAAAAUAUGUGGCUUUUGAUUAUGAUGGUAACGUAGCUAUUUGCGAAAUUAACAUCACUGUACCUGACAAUACUCCACCACAAUUAAGCUGUCCACAAAGUUACGUCAUUGAAUUAGUAGACAGACAAGACAGUUACGCCGUCAAUUUCAACGAAACUAGAAGAAGGAUUAAUGCUACAGAUGCAAGUGGAGAAGUUCAUAUUAGCUUCAUUCCUGACAAAGCUACAAUUGCCAUAGGUGCUUUUGAAAAUGUUACCGUGGUUGCCACAGACAAACAUGGCAACAAAGCUCAAUGCCACUUCCAAGUCUCCGUCCAAGCCACCCCUUGCGUAGAAUGGGAACUGAAGCCACCAGUUAACGGAGCUUUAAAUUGUCUACCAGGCGAUAAAGGAUUGCAAUGUAUUGGAACCUGUAAUCCAGGAUUUAGGUUUACUGAUGGAGAUACUGUUAAGACUUUCUCUUGUGACAGCAAAACUCCUUGGACUCCAACUUCAGUAGUACCGGAUUGUGUUUCAGAAGACACACAACAGGCCGAUUAUCACUUUACAGCAGCACUCAACUAUCGUGCAAAUGGUGCUGUCGCCACUUCCUGUUUAAAUCAAUACACUGAAUUAAUCGCUCAGUACUAUGGUAAUCUGAACAAUAUCCUCUCUGAAAGAUGUUCCGCCGUUAACGUUAAAAUGAACGUUUCCUUCAUCAAAGCUGUGCCAACUCUAAUAGAAGAAAAUGUCGUAAAGGUGGAUUACAUUUUAAAAAUUGUACCUGUCGUACGUCAACCACAAUUAUACGAUCUUUGUGGAAGCACUCUUAACUUAAUGUUCGAUUUAUCGGUACCAUAUGCAAGCGCUGUUAUAGAACCUUUACUAAAUGUAUCAGCUAUUGGCAAUCAAUGUCCUCCAUUGAAGGCAUUAAAAUCUUUCAACACCAGAGGAUUUACUUGUAGUGUUGGAGAAGUACUGAAUAUGGACACCAACGAUGUACCAAGAUGCUUACAUUGUCCUGCCGGCACUUUCGCGGGAGAAAAACAAAAAGAAUGUACUUAUUGUCCACGUGGAUACUAUCAAAAUCGCGAUCGUCAAGGUGCCUGUUUGAGAUGUCCACAAGGCACUUACACUCACGAAGAAGGAUCUAAGAGUGUACAUGAUUGUAUUCCAGUUUGCGGAUAUGGUACUUACUCUCCAACUGGCUUAGUACCUUGUUUGGAAUGUCCAAGGAACAGUUACACCAGCGAACCACCAACAGGAGGUUUUAAAGAUUGUCAAGCUUGUCCAGCAAAUACAUUCACAUACCAACCAGCUGCUCCCGGAAAAGAUAGAUGUAGACCAAAAUGUAGCCCAGGACAAUACUCUCCUACUGGCUUAGCCCCUUGUUCCUUAUGUCCAAAAGAUUUUUACCAAUCACAACCAGGCCAAACGUCUUGUAACGAAUGCCCAACCAAUAUGAAAACGGAGGGUGCGGGUGCAACUGGACGCGAUGAAUGUCACCCAGUUCAGUGCACAGAAAAUGCUUGCCAACAUGGUGGUCUUUGCGUACCACUUGGCCACGGAAUUCAAUGUUUCUGUCCAGCAGGAUUUAGUGGACGUAGAUGUGAAAUUGACAUUGAUGAAUGCUCCUCCCAACCUUGUUAUAAUGGUGGUACUUGUAUUGAUCUUCCACAAGGUUACAGAUGUCAAUGUGCUCCUGGAUAUUCUGGAAUUAACUGUCAAGAGGAAAGAUCUGACUGUAGCAAUGAUACUUGCCCAGCUCGCGCUAUGUGCAAGGAUGAACCAGGAUAUAAGAACUUUACUUGUCUCUGCCGAUCCGGAUAUACUGGACUUGACUGUGACGUUACCAUUGAUCCCUGCUCUGCAAAUGGUAAUCCGUGUAACAACGGAGCUACUUGUUUAGCUCUACAACAAGGAAGAUUUAUGUGCGAAUGUCUGCCUGGAUGGGAAGGCCAAACUUGCGAAAUCAACAUCGACGAUUGUGCCGAAAAACCAUGUCUCCUAGGCGCAAACUGUACUGAUUUAGUCGACGACUUCUCGUGCUCCUGUCCACCAGGUUUUACUGGAAAACGUUGUCAAGAAAAAAUUGAUCUUUGUAGCCGCACGCCUUGUAAAAAUGGUGUUUGCGUUGAUAAACUUUUCUAUCACGAAUGUAUCUGUCAACCAGGUUGGACUGGCGAAGCCUGUGAGGUCAACAUCAACGACUGUAAUCCAAAUCCAUGCGAAAAUGGGGGACAUUGUACUGAUGAAAUCGACGACUUUACCUGCGUCUGCGAACCGGGUUUCACCGGAAAGAAAUGCCAACACAACAUCGAUUUUUGUUCUUCGGAACCAUGCCAAAACGGUGCCACCUGUUCCGAUCUAGUUGAUGGUUUCUCUUGCAAAUGCAGACCCGGAUAUGUUGGACUGCAAUGCGAAGCCGAAAUUGAUGAAUGUCUUAGCGAUCCUUGCAAUCCUGUCGGUACAGAAAAAUGCGUAGACUUGGACAAUAAAUUUACCUGUAUGUGCAGAGAAGGCUUUUCUGGACAAUUUUGCGAAGAAAAUAUAGAUGACUGUAGUUCAGAUCCUUGCUUAAAUGGUGGUUCCUGCAGAGACGAAGUUGGAGGUUACAAAUGUAUAUGCCAACCUGGUUGGACUGGCGUCAACUGCGAAUCUGACAUUGGAAGCUGCCAAAACAGGCCAUGUCAGAACGAUGCCAAAUGUAUCAACUUGUUCCAAGAUUACUUCUGUGUAUGUCCAUCUGGAACAGAUGGCAAACAAUGCGAAACUGCUCCAGAAAGAUGUAUUGGAAACCCAUGCAUGCAUGGUGGUAAAUGUCAAGACUUUGGCUCUGGACUUAACUGUUCCUGCAGCGACAGUUAUACAGGAAUUGGUUGCCAAUAUGAAUAUGACGCUUGUCAGGACAACGCUUGCAAAAAUGGAGCUACUUGCACCAAUGACGUUACUGGAUUCAAGUGCAAUUGUGCUCCAGGAUUCACUGGUAAAUUCUGCCAGGACGACAUCGUCGACUGUAGGGAGAACUCUUGUCCACCAAGUGCUACAUGCAUAGAUCUUACCGGCAAAUUCUAUUGCCAAUGUCCGUUUAACCUAACUGGAGAAGACUGUAGAAAAACUAUCUCUGUGGACUACGAUUUGUACUUCAGCGACGCUACUAGAAGUUCCGCAUCCCAAGUAAUUCCGUUCUACACAGGAUCUAAAUCUAGUAUGACCAUAGCCAUGUGGGUACAAUUCACCCAAAAAGAUGAAAACGGUAUUUUCUUCACUCUGUACUCCGUUUCAUCAAACCAUGUACCAAAGGACAGACGACCAAUUAUUCAGGCCCACUCCAACGGUGUCCAAGUUUCGCUUUUCCCAGAUCUUCAAGAUGUAUAUCUUAGCUACAGAGACUACACAACCGUUAAUGAUGCCCAAUGGCACCACAUUGCAAUCGUUUGGGAUGGAGAAAACGGUGGAGAACUUAAACUUAUCACUGAAGGUCUAAUCGCCAGCAAAGUUGAAGGUUAUGGUAGUGGAAGAAAAUUACCAGAAUACGCUUGGGUAACACUAGGAAAACCACAAUCAGGCAACCCCAAGGCUUACACUGAAUCAGGCUUCCAAGGCCACCUUACCAAAGUUCAAAUCUGGGGACGUGCUUUGGAUGUAACCAAUGAAGUCCAGAAGCAAGUCCGUGACUGCCGCACAGAACCAGUCUUAUACAGAGGUUUAAUUUUGACAUGGGCCGGCUAUGAAGAUACAGUUGGUGGAGUUGAAAGAAUCGUGCCAUCUCAUUGCGGACAAAGGAACUGUCCACCAGGCUAUACCGGAAGCAAAUGUCAAGAAUUACAAGUCGACAAGAUUCCUCCGAAGGUAGAAUACUGCCCUGGUGACCUCUGGAUUAUCACCAAGAAUGGAUCAGCUUUGGUUGCUUGGGAUGAACCUCACUUCAGCGACAACGUUGGAAUUGUGAGAAUUCAGGAGAAGAACGGACACCGCCCAGGACAAACUCUUCUAUGGGGCAUUUAUCAGAUCGCUUAUGUCGCUAUGGAUGAAGCGGGCAACUCCGCUACUUGCACCUUCAAAGUAUCAGUUUUGUCAGAAUUCUGUCCCGAAUUGGCUGACCCAGUUGGAGGUUUGCAAAUUUGCAAGGAUUGGGGUGCAGGUGGUCAGUUUAAGGUUUGCGAGAUUUCUUGUAACCAAGGCUUAAGAUUCUCGCAAGACAUUCCCAAGUUCUACACAUGCGGAGCAGAAGGUUUCUGGAGACCAACUCACAAUCCUAAUCUUCCUUUAAUCUACCCAGCGUGUUCAACAUCGCAGCCAGCUCAGAGAGUUUUCAAGAUCUCUAUGUUAUUCCCAAGUUCGGUUCUUUGCAACGAAGCAGGUCAAGGAGUUUUAAGGCAGAAGGUCAGAAAUGCGGUGAACUCUCUGAAUAGGGACUGGAACUUCUGUUCAUUCUCUGUGGAAGGUACCAGAGAAUGUAAGGAUCUCAACAUUGACGUUAAGUGCGAUCACAGAAGUGGAAGACAAGUUAGACAAGUAAGCGAUGAUGAAGAUGAAGGAACCUACGUCAUCAAGGCUGAUGUUCCAGUUGAAAAAAAUGCCCGCCAAGGAAGGCAAUCCACCAGCGAUACGUACGACAUUGAAAUCUCCUUCCCAGCAGUAAAUGACCCAGUGGUUCACUCCAACACGAACGAACGCUCAUCCGUCAAGCUGCUUCUGGAAAAACUCAUCUUGGAAGAAGACCAAUUCGACGUACGUGAUAUUUUACCAAACACAGUACCAGAUCCAUCAUCCUUAGUUUUGGAAUCCGACUACGCAUGUCCCAUCGGUCAAGUUGUUAUGGCUCCCGAUUGUGUACCAUGUUCCAUUGGUACUUACUAUGAAAAGGAGAACAAGACUUGCAUUCCUUGCCCAAGAGGAUCGUACCAAAGCGAAACUGGACAGCAACAGUGCACCCAAUGUCCAAUCAUUGCCGGAAGACCUGGUGUCACGGUAUCGUUGGGAGCCAGAAGUGCUGCCGACUGUAAGGAACGUUGUCCAGCUGGUAAAUUCUACGACCACGAAGCUGGAUUAUGCCGAAGCUGCGGUCAUGGAUUCUACCAACCGAUGGAAGGCUCAUUCAGCUGUGAGAUCUGCGGAUUGGGCAAGACCACCAGGACUAGCGAAGCCGUAUCAGCCAAGGAGUGCAGAGACGAAUGUGGAAGCGGAAUGCAACUCGCUCUGGAUGGCAAGUGCGAAUCUUGCCCAAGAGGUACAUACAGAAUGCAAGGAGUUCAGGCCGCCUGUAUUGGAUGUCCGUUAGGAAGAACCACUCCUAAGACAGGAGCCAGCUCCAUAGAAGAAUGCUCGUUACCUGUAUGUACGCCAGGUACAUAUCUAAACGGAACAUUAAACAGCUGCGUUCCAUGCAAAAAAGGAUUCUAUCAACCAGAGUCACAACAGACGUUGUGUAUCGCUUGUCCACCGAAUACCAGCACUAAAGGAACAGCUGCGACCAGCAAAGCAGAAUGUACUAACCCAUGCGAGAUGAACGGUGCCGAAAUGCACUGUGACGCCAAUGCGUACUGCCUCCUCAUCCCGGAAACCAGCGACUUCAAAUGCGAAUGCAAGCCAGGUUUUAAUGGAACCGGCAAGUACUGUACUGAUCUGUGCGACGGAUUCUGUGACAAUGAAGGCACCUGUGUCAAGGACGUUAGAGGUCAACCAUCUUGCAGAUGUAUCGGAAGCUUCACUGGUAAACAUUGCUCCGAGAAGUCUGAAUUUGCCUACAUCGCAGGAGGAAUAGCAGCCUCAGUAAUUUUGAUCAUAUUCAUUGUGUUGCUUAUCUGGAUGAUCUGCGCAAGAGCCAACCGUAGGAGGGAACCCAAGAAACUGUUGACCCCAGCAACGGACCAAAACGGAUCGCAAGUGAACUUCUACUACGGAGCACCGACACCGUACGCGGAGAGCAUAGCACCAAGUCACCACUCAACAUACGCGCAUUAUUACGACGACGAAGAAGACGGCUGGGAGAUGCCCAACUUCUACAACGAAACUUAUAUGAAGGAAAGCCUUCACAACGGCGUCAACGGCAAAAUGAAUAGUUUAGCGAGAUCUAACGCCAGUAUAUACGCUACAAAAGACGAUCUGUACGAUAGACUAAAACGUCAUGCCUAUCCAGGCAAGAAAGAUAAAAGUGACAGUGACAGUGAAGGUCAAUAGUACCUAAUUAUCUGGUCAACAAUUAAAUGCUCAAUUGUAGCACAACAAAUGUCUAGUGAACAAUUUUUUGUAUUGUUAAUGUUAAGCACUACCAUAGUUGUUAAAAUGUAUUAGAAAAUUCUCUUGUAAAAUAUUAACAACAAAAACCUUUCUCUUCCUGUUGUGUGAAUAGUACUAUGAAUGUAAUUUUUAAUCCCCGUACCUUUUGCUUGUUAUUUAUAGUCAUCGUACGAUUUCUUUAAGACUUGUUGAUUUCAAGAGACAAUUUAUUAUAUAGUUAGCUAUUGUAAUUAUGAGUAAUAAUAUUUAAAGUUAUAUUGUAAUUAUUUUAUGUAAUUAAGAUGAAUGAACGAAUGUCUGGAACGAGUGUAGGAGUGAUGUUUACAUAAAAUAUUAAGAAUGACUGAAUAAACUUUAUAUAAUAUUUAAA